Bradysia coprophila is the source of this 993-nucleotide messenger RNA. RefSeq lists its product as uncharacterized. NCBI's taxonomy places the organism in Eukaryota, Metazoa, Arthropoda, Insecta, Diptera, Sciaridae. The record is from RefSeq and is a predicted model, not a curated record.
ACACAAUUCAAUAAACUAUCUUAUCAUCUCAGAGUAUGUCUUGUAUCGAAAUGUGAAACAAAUUCAAUUUGAGCCAUUCAGUCUUCCAUAAAACUUCGAAAUUGUCGGUUCUCGCAAUGAAAAUACUGUGUGUAAUAGCCGCAGUUGUCGCUUCGACAUCAGCACUCACCCUGAACUGCGAAUUUAGAGACGUUAAUUGGCUUGCGAUCGGACCGAAUUACCAGUGUUACAGCGAAGCCUUUGACGUUGACUCAACGCAGACAGUGACGGCUGUGUCAGGAAACCAUGUAGAGAAUAAAACUGCUGAGGAUGUCUACUCGAUUCACGUCGACAACUGUACCAAUCUGUCCUACAUUCCGAAAGGGCUCUUGGCCGUAUUUCCAAAUCUUCGGGGAAUUUAUUUAGAAGGUUGUGCGGUAGCGUCGCUCAACGGAACUGAAUUGGAUGAAUAUCCUCGGUUAACGGUAUUCGCGGUGGAGUUUAGUCCGCUUGGUUAUGUUCCGGGAGAUCUGUUUGCACACACUCCGGAUAUGGUGCUCAUAAGCUUCGCCGAAAAUAACAUAACCGAAGUCGGCAGAAAUUUGUUGGACGGUCUAAACGAUCUAUCACAAGUCUACUUUGAGCACAAUAUUUGCAUUGACCAUAAUGCCCCAACACCUGAAGAAAUUCCAGGUUUAAUUGCAGUGUUGGAAGCUGACUGUUCGAGUGAGACUACGGAUACUACAACAGAUACGACUACGGAUACUGCUACAGAUACGACUACGGAUAUUACUACUACUACUACUACAGAUGCGACGACGACCGUGAGUUCUAGUGCGAAUGAAAGACUAAAGUCUGCUGUUUUAUUGUGUUUGUUAUGCAGUGGUUUUGUAUGUAUCCGAAAAUAUUUUUUGAUCAAUUAAAGUGUUUCAUUAUAAGCCAAGGACCUGCAGUUUUCGUACAUAUCUCUUUGAAUCAUCUAAAUGAAUUCUGUCUUAUUCAUUCAAUAGAAAA